Messenger RNA from Bombina bombina (fire-bellied toad), 3027 nucleotides. Its product is annotated as dual specificity tyrosine-phosphorylation-regulated kinase 1A. Gene Ontology annotation, molecular function: protein serine/threonine kinase activity; transcription coactivator activity. NCBI's taxonomy places the organism in Eukaryota, Metazoa, Chordata, Amphibia, Anura, Bombinatoridae. Gene Ontology annotation, cellular component: nucleus. The transcript is spliced from 7 exons. The record is from RefSeq and is a predicted model, not a curated record. Bases 388 to 1680 code for a protein of 430 amino acids. Gene Ontology annotation, biological process: positive regulation of DNA-templated transcription; peptidyl-serine phosphorylation; peptidyl-threonine phosphorylation.
GCGUCGGUUUGUUUUCGCAGCCAUUUUGUGUUGCAUUACUGGGAAAAAAAAAUCAGUGCCGGAGCUAUAGGGAGAGGCGGAGGCACCGGGCUGUCACAGCUCUUCUCCUUUUUGGUGCCGACAGCUGUGCAGAGCUGUCCCUCCCGGGCCUACCCCGAAGGCUCGGGACACGUUAGGGGGCUGCGGGUCCCGGCACGGAAUUUGAGAGUCUUGCGGCUGCGCAGAGCCCUGGCCUCGGCCUCCUCUGCAGAGCUCUGGGCUCGCAUGAUGUGUGUCCGUCUGAAGAGAAGUAGCCGCUGCGCCUGAGGUGGCAGCAGUACAGGAUGCAAAUCCUCCUCCUCUUUCUGUCUGGCUGCCCCUUUUGCCUUUGUCCCCACUGAGGCAAGCAUGUCAAGCCAGCACAGCCACGCUCCUUUCUCUAGUCUUCAAUCAAUGGCUGAUCAUCAGCAGGUCCUGCCAGAUAUGACCAUUUUGCAGAGGCGGAUUCCAUUAACCUUCAGAGAUUCGGCAGCUGCACCAUUAAGGAAGCUUUCAGUCGAUUUAAUAAAAACAUACAAGCACAUUAAUGAGGUGUAUUAUGCAAAGAAGAAACGCCGAGCUCAACAAGUGCCCCCUGAAGAUUCUAGUACAAAGAAAGAGAGAAAGGUGUUCAAUGAUGGUUUUGAUGAUGACAACUAUGACUACAUUGUGAAAAAUGGGGAAAAGUGGAUGGAUCGAUAUGAAAUAGACUCUCUCAUUGGGAAAGGUUCCUUUGGGCAGGACUACAAGGUUCCAGGGACUCGUAGAUUACAUGAAGUUCUUGGUGUGGAAACUGGAGGACCUGGGGGUCGAAGAGCCGGAGAGCAGGGUCACUCACCAUCAGAUUACCUGAAAUUUAAAGAUCUAAUACUUAGGAUGUUGGAUUAUGACCCCAAGACUAGAAUUACCCCUUUCUAUGCUCUUCAGCACAAUUUCUUCAAGAAAACAACUGAUGAAGGGACAAAUACAAGUAAUAGCAAUUCAACAAGCCCUGCAAUGGACCAUAGUCACUCAACCAGUACGACCAGUUCUGUAUCCAGCUCAGGUGGAUCUAGUGGCUCUUCUAAUGAUAAUCGUAAUUACCGGUACAGCAACAGAUAUUACAACAGUGCUGUAGCCCACACAGAUUAUGAGAUGCAAAGUCCACAGGCUCAUUCUCAACAGCAAAUAAGACUGUGGGCUAGUGGAGAUGUUCCAAUCACAAACAGUGAUUCCUACCCUCAGAUCUUACCUCACAAACCGACUCCCAGUCAACCGCAGCAUUUUCAUGGAAAUGAGCCACAUCACCCUCACCCGCUGUAUCAUCACGUAAACAGGCCUCACUAUCAUCGGCAGCUCAUCACCUCCUCCUCUCCACAAAUCCCAGAGUCCAUGGAGCUCAGCUUGGGACACAGACAUCCCCAGUCUUCCUCUUCAUUGCACCCACAUCACCCUAGCUUAGACUGCACUCCUUUUGGCUCCUCAAACUUACAUUUAGGGGUUUCUGCUUUUCGGACUAGAACAGUCAGUGGGCAUAAUGAUUCAGGUGUGCCUCUGAAUUAUCCCUACUCUAGCAACACAUCCAGCAUGGUUGGACCACCUCAUAUCCGAAACAGGACGGAAACUGACGAGAGUGCUAUGUUAGGAGUUUGUGUCCCUCAGAGUACAGCAGCAAGCUCUUGAUGAUUCUUUAAUGUAAAAUUAAAGCCAUACCAAUAAUAGAAAUACUGAAUUCAAAGGAGGGCUGGCAGGCUGAAGGGUGGGGUUGUGGAAAAGGGUGAGCUGGCUUUUAUCACAACCAUCAAAAUGUCAAGGUGUAGCUGUUAAUGUGAAUUGUUUAUUUAUUAAAAAAAAAAAAAUCACUACGAGAGGAGUGUGAAGUGUGUGUUGACCAUGAGAAGCAGUUUUUAACAGACUUCAAUGGACCUUUUUUAUUUUAUUUUUUUUAUUGCUUUUGACACACUGGUAGAAGUUAACCUGUGCAAAGACUUCAAGACAUUUCCAAUGCUUCCAUUUCUAUCAUAAUUUCCUCUUCAGAAGAAGCAGGAUAUCCAGACUUACUUUGCACGUCAGUGAACUCGUUUACAGGCCAAACAUCACUCUGCAAAACACUGUCUGUGCCAGUUGCCCUUCGCUGCCAUUUUAACAUUCAUUCAGAUUCCUGUGUUGUCCCUAACCUAAUUAUACCAACCUUGCUAGGGUGCAUAUAAUGCACUUCACUGGAAUAACCUUGGCUGCUAACUCCACUCUAUCAACUGGAAUUGCUGCUAAAACUCUUAACAAUUUGCUUUAGAAACCUAAAGGUUCCCAUGUCUUUUAUUUAUGACUUCAUACUCAGUCAGUUUUAGCUGUUUCAGGAAAGAUAUUUUUAGGAGCCAUUUUUUUUUUUUUUCUUUUUUUAAUUAUUAUUAUACAGAUUUAAUGCUGCAGAAGUUCAGUGUCUUUCUUCACCCACGUUUCUUUCCUCUUUACUUUGAGGUUGACACAAAUUACUUUGCACACUGAAUUCUGGUUUUGACACUAACUUUUUACUAUUGCAUUUUAAAUGUUUUUCUUUUCUUAAUUUUAUUUUUUUUCUGGAAUCUUAUGUUUAGUGUGCCUCAUACUGGCACAUACCCAUGGGUAAUGUAAGAUGCUAAGCCCUUGCUUCAGUAUUAAUACCAGUCACUUACAGUGCUAGGUGCUGUAAAAGUAGGGAUUUUUUUUUUCAAGGCUUUCAAAAUGUAAAGACAAACCUGUCCUUUUUUCAUAUCUCUGUGGAUAGUAACGUACUGUUUUUUUUUUUUAUUAUUAUUUUUUUUUUAAUUUAUUGUACCAAAGAUGGUAUUGAAGCAUCACUUUAAAAUAUCAGACAUGUAAAAUGAUUGUCUUUUAAAUGUUUCCUUUUCUGUUCUUACGUGUUUAAUUGGGCUUAAUUCUGAAUCAUGUGUAGUUGCUGUUGGACUCCAAGGCCUUUCACAUUCAUGUUUGUUUCAAGUAUUGUGGGUGUUUUGGAGGAUCCUAAAAAUAAAGUAAUAGACAGCUACAGAA